Molecule: messenger RNA, 689 nt
Organism: Corythoichthys intestinalis (scribbled pipefish)
Lineage: Eukaryota; Metazoa; Chordata; Actinopteri; Syngnathiformes; Syngnathidae
Gene: snrnp25
Product: small nuclear ribonucleoprotein 25
Exons: 5
Coding region: 99-626 (175 amino acids)
Biological process (GO): mRNA splicing, via spliceosome
Cellular component (GO): U12-type spliceosomal complex
Molecular function (GO): protein binding
Source: RefSeq, a predicted model, not a curated record
UUCAAAUUGCGCCGUACACUUUUCUAUAUCCUUUAACGCUUUCUUCGUCAUUUACAAUAAUUAUAAUAAAUGAAAAUAACAAUCAUCAUUUAUUUACGAUGGUAAAUCCGAGCGACGAAGCCUCCGAAGGACAAAAUGUGAAGGAAGACGAAAAGGAGAAGACGUCAGAUACGAUUGAUGCUGUUGAGGAAGAAGAGGAUGUGGAGGCUUUAACUCAUGCUGAAGUUAUGGAUUUAUUUGAGGAAGGACUCGCCCGCCUCGUACAAGAUCCUUUACUCUGCGAUCUUCCCAUUCAGGUGACGUUGGAGGAAAUCAAUUCCCAGAUUGCACUAGAGUACGGCCAAGCAAUGACUGUGAAAGUUUUAAAAGCCGACGGAGAAAUAAUGCCCAUCGUAGUGGUGCAAGACGCCAACGUGCUGGACCUGAAAAAAGCCAUCCGCAGGUUCGUGACACUCAAGCAGCAACGUGAAGCUGGCGUGAGGCACAUCAGCUGGAGAUACAUUUGGAGGAAUUACACUCUAAUGUUUCAAGGGGAGAAGUUAGAAGAUGAUCGCAUGAGGCUGAAAGACUACGGAAUCAGGAACAGAGACGAGGUGACGUUCAUCAAGAGGCUCAGGAGGAAGUGAACACUUUUUUCUUUUAACGUGUCAGAUUUUUUUUUUUUUUCAGAGUUUAUAUUUAUUUGUCAU